AUGGAAGUCUUCCCCGAGUCCAGUUUCUUCCAAACGAACAAAGAAAUUGCGCUCCCUACGCCGGCCAAAAUUAGGGCCAUCAACGAGGCGUCGGGUGAUUUUAAGAAAAACUAUUUCGAGCGAGCGGCACCUGUUACUAUCCCGUCAUUGGGUCUAUUUGUCAAAUACGGACGUGGUAUAUCAAUUGUCGAGGCAAAAACGCAAAGAAUGGUCCACAAUACAUUGAAAGAUGUAGUGCCCAUUCCCGAAGUCUUUGGCUGGGCCGAAGACAAAGGCCAAGUUUUUAUCUACAUGGCUCUGAUCGAAGGUGAUACUUUGAUGAAGAGAUGGGAUGGUCUGAACGACGAUGAGAGACACAACAUUUCCCUCGAGCUGAAAUAUAUGGUUCAGCAAUGGAGAGGUCUCCAACCGGAUACAUCCGAAUCUUAUAUUGGCAGCCUUGAUAAUGCUCCACUCCAGGACAAUUUCUUCUUUAGCCACCCCGAGUGUGCAGGUCCUUGGAGAGGAGCAGAUGCCAUGAAGCAAUUCCAAAGUACCCGUGGGAUCGAAGCCAGAAGCGAAGCACAAUGA
Messenger RNA from Penicillium alfredii, 570 nucleotides. Its product is annotated as phosphotransferase enzyme family protein. The transcript has 2 exons. Lineage: Eukaryota; Fungi; Ascomycota; Eurotiomycetes; Eurotiales; Aspergillaceae. Bases 1 to 570 code for a protein of 189 amino acids. The record is from RefSeq and is a predicted model, not a curated record.